Molecule: messenger RNA, 3117 nt
Organism: Saccharomycopsis crataegensis
Lineage: Eukaryota; Fungi; Ascomycota; Saccharomycetes; Ascoideales; Saccharomycopsidaceae
Gene: TOK1
Product: Tok1p
Exons: 1
Coding region: 1-3117 (1038 amino acids)
Biological process (GO): potassium ion transmembrane transport; stabilization of membrane potential
Cellular component (GO): plasma membrane
Molecular function (GO): potassium ion leak channel activity; outward rectifier potassium channel activity
Source: RefSeq, a predicted model, not a curated record
AUGGAUCGGGAGAAUAAAACUCCUGAAAAAAUCGAUGACAAGCUAUCCGAUUAUAUCAAGCCAGACAUCCUGUGCGACAAUAACAUCAACAAAAGAAACAAUUUCAUAGACACUUCGAGUCUCACUACGAGUCAUGAACACUUGAACCACUUGAACCAGAUUACAAAAAUUAUUAACCGUCAGUUGGAGUUUAUUGAGAGUACUAAAAGGCACAUUAUCGCUGAUCGGCUCAAAAAAUCAACGACCGAUGGGUCAUCAGUCUUGGCUGCCAUAGCUUCUCCCUUACAUGUUCCAUCAACCGCAAAUAGUCCCAAAAAUGUGACAGGAAAUCCCGAUAAUGAUGACAAUCAUAUUAAAAAUGGUGGGAUCAACUUGCAAAGCUCUAUUGAUGGAAAUAUGCCCAGGCAAAGUGAAUAUGCUAAUGCUUUCCAUAUUCCGGAUAGAAUUUUAAGAGUCAAUAAAGAUAUGGCUUUAUCCUUGAAUGUUAAGCCCACAGAUAGAUAUUUUGUGUUUUGGUUCACAUUAUCUUCAUACUUCCCAUUAUUUGCCUCGUGUAUUGGACCAUUGGCUAACAUGAUUUCUAUUGCUGCGUUAGUUAAUAAAUGGAGAGUAGAUAACAAUGGAAAUUAUAUUAAUGACCCUGCUUGGAUCAUCGUUGUUAAUUCAUUAAGUAUUGCUCUUGGAACGAUAUCUGAUCUUUCGUUAAUUAUGAAUUUUUCAAAAAAUUUGAAUUAUAUGGCCGCGCAAAUAAUUUCCAUUAUUGGAUGGUUCGUUGCUUCGAUGCUCUUAGUUGCCAUUAUCAUUGCCGAAAAAGUUUAUCUUCGGAGCCCUGCCUACUCUGAUGGGAAAGUACACCAAACCGAAGGUUUUUACUAUGCAGUUCUCACUGCGUUCCUUUAUUUUACUAACUCUUUUUUUCUCUUAUGCAAUUUCUCUGGGUAUCUUCUCAAGAAAUAUAAUGAUGAAUUCAAUCUUAGUACUCAACAGCGGGGUUUGAUUUUCUAUGUGGUGAUAUUCGCGAUUUAUUUAUCGGCAGGUUCAGGAAUUUUCACUAGACUCAUGGAUAUCACAUAUGGGACUGCACUUUACUUUUGUGUGGUUAGUGUCACUACUGUCGGUCUAGGGGAUAUUGUUCCGGAAAGCGUUGGGGCGAAAGCUUUUUUGAUGAUUUAUGCAUUUUUCGGGCUUUUAAUAUUGGGGUUGGUUGUUUCUACCGUUAGAUCAAUGGUUUUUGGUAAUAAUGAUCCUAUAGUGUUUUGGAGUCAGGUUGAGAAACGCAGGAGAAAAUGGUAUGAAAGAUAUUGUAAAAUAAUUCAAAAGAAAUAUGAGCAACAAUUGCAAAGCAAGCAAGAGGUGCUUCCAUUAGAACAAAAAUUAGGAGGCGAAGCAAGUAAAGAAGAAGAAGAAGAAGAAGAAGAAGAAGAAGAAGAAGAAGAAGAAGAAGAAGAAGAAGAAGAAGAAGAAGAAGAAGAAGAAGAAGAAGAAGAAGAAAAUAAUGAAGGUGAUAAAGACUGUGAACACAAAGAUGAAAGAGAAGACAAUGAUGAGCACGAAGAAGGUGACGAAGAAGAAGAAGAAGAAGAAGAAGAUGAUGAUGAUGAUGAUGAUGAUAAUGAUUAUGAUGAAGAUGGUGACUACGAUGAAAGGGAAGAAGAACAAGUAAAUCAUGAUCACAAAAGUGAAGAGGCUGGAUAUAAUACAAUGAUUCAUAAUUCUGGCUCAUCUUUGAAAAUUAAGAAUCCAAAUGAAAGCUACAAAACAGGUGCAGAAACAAAUGAUGAAGAUUUAGGCAAUCUUCAUAGAGUCAAUUAUCAUCAGAAAAAACCUAAAAGCAAAAAAAAACAUCUUGAUGAAAAUGAAGUCAUUGAAUAUAAUGGUGAUCCGGAAAAUAUAAAUAACAGUAACAGAUUGCAUCAUGAUAUAUUGCAUCAUGAUCUUCACCAUCAUUCCAACAAUCAUAAGAUUAAAUUCGAUGAAGAAAAUUUCACCGAUGAAGAUAUGUUUAAACUUAUGGAGCUAAUUCGAAGAAAAUCACAUAAUUUCCAGCGUUUUCUUUCAUUGUUUGUGGUUCUGGGGGUUUUCAUCUGUUUUUGGCUUGUUGGUGCGUUAGCAUUCAAGGAAAUGGAAGGCUGGUCAUAUUUCGAUUCUGUCUAUUUCUGCUUACUUUGUUUGCUCACCCUUGGUUAUGGUACUCCUUCACCGACUUCUGCAUUUGGUAAAUCAUUUUUUGUAGUGUGGGCACUUGGAGCCAUCCCAUUGAAUACCAUUUUGAUUUCUAAUAUUGGGGAUACUUUAUUUAUCAUUUGUGUGGAUUAUUCGGAUAAGUUUAUGGAAUUUAUACUUUUCAAUGUCGAUUAUGGCAAAAUUGUUUCGUUUAGGAAACACGGAGAAACCAUCAAUGAUUUAGAGUCUGAUAUUGGAUGUACGCGCUCUAAUUUUUCUCAUUCAAGCAUAGCCACUGCCAAAUUAAAAGAUGAGAAAGAUUCAGCACUUGAUCAACUUGCCAACAUCAAUGACCAGUUGAAAAGUGUGGUGACUCAGGAAAUUCAGAUGACUUCAAAUUCGAUUGUAGACGAGGAAGAAACAUUUGACAGACUUGAAGAAGGGUUUGAUAAGCUUGGGGUGGAUUCUCAUUUGCUGAAGGUGCUCAUAGAUAACAUUUCCGACUCAUCCAAGAAUAACAUGAGGAUUUUGAAAUCAAUUUUGAAAAAUCAGCGGGAUAUUCUCGAUUUGGUAGAAGUUUUGGGUGCAAUUGAGAUGUUACUUGAAAACCAAACAACAUCAGGCCUGGAUAGACCUACAAUUCACACAUAUAAAGAGUGGAUGCAUUUGAAAAGAAUGGUGGGCACUAUUGCAAAUUCCGAAAAUGAGUUGCCUGAAAAUGAGAAAAUGUUUUGGAUUAGUGAGAAGAGUCCGCUUAAGUAUCCUUUGGAUGAAAAUAAUUAUUUCUUGUAUCGUUAUAUUAGGGUCUUAGAUAUUAAGAUGAGCAAAGUAUUGAGUAAUCAUGUUCAGAAUUACAAUGAAUUUUUGCAAAAUGCUAAAAGUCAUCAUGAAAGUUUUAAAAAGGAGAUGAUGUGCUUGAAAGAUUUGGCUGACAAAAAGAUGAAGACUGUGUGA